Molecule: messenger RNA, 1530 nt
Organism: Stylonychia lemnae
Lineage: Eukaryota; Ciliophora; Spirotrichea; Sporadotrichida; Oxytrichidae
Source: the annotation of a GenBank genome assembly
AUGGGUAUCAUUGGAAAAUAGCAAAUUGGAAAGAGUACCUUCAUGAGAUCAUCAUUCGGUGCAAAAUUCAAAUCUAGUGAGCUUGAAGGAUAAAAGACUACUAAUGGGAUAGAUAUUGGAGUUAUCAAUAAGUAUUGGUUCAGUUAAAUUCUAUUAGAUGCUGAGGGUUAUAGAGGUUCUGAGACAGUGGCAUAGUUUUAAAGCCAAAUAUCAUGGAUAAAAGAUAGUAAACAAAAGAGAAAGACUGCGAGAAAUUUAUCAUAGUUUUCCUCAGUGAUGCAAUCUCUAUGUCUUCUUAAAAUUUGUGAUGUGUUGUUUGUAAUAAACAAAUAUGACGAUGAUUGGCUAGAGUUUGAAGAUUUUUUGGAUGCUUCAGAAAACUUCAAUCAAAUGAAUACUAGCUCCCCUCCAACAACUGUCAAGCUUUUCACCUCUAAGAUAAAUAAUAUUAAUGGGCUGAGGGAGCUAAUAGCUUCUCCAGUUUUAGAAGCUAAUGAAAUUAGAUUUAACACGGUAUUUCCUAAUGAUAACUCUCUAGAACCUAUUCAGAAAAUUCUUAACGAUUUGAAAGAAUGCAUUAGUUACAAGUUAGCGAUGAAGGAAUAGCUAGAAAGGAUAAAUAUAUACGAUUUUAACAUAGUGUUCUGGGAAUUAAGAGAUGCUUCUCAUAAUAAGAAUGGAUAUAGCUUGUUUAAGCAUUAACAUUAGCCUAAAUAAGGAGAUUUCUUUUAGCAAUGCGGUAGUUUUUUCAAUGAGCUAGGUUUUUCUUUCCAAAUCUAAUUUAAUUAAGAUCUCAGACGAAGAUAGUAGGAUUAAAUAGAGCAUCUUAAAGAUCUUAUCGAGAAUAAACUUAGAAAGCUGAAUGAUACUUUGAAAAGCCUAUUAUAAAUAUUCUCUCUUGGAAUUUAAAAAGGACUAAUAUAACUCUUUGCCUUGCAAAUUCUAGAAGUAGUAGUAAUCAAAAUAAAUUAAAAAGACCUUAAAGUUUAAUAUCUUGAUCAAUAAAAAGCUUUAUUGUUCGAGAAAUCUAAUUCUUUAAAUUAAAAAUAAAAUGAAAAUCUUACAGAUUAGCAGCUUGUUAUAAAGUAACUAAUCAGACAAUUAAAAGACUUUUCGAAUAUUUUUUUAGCUGAUGAUCUUAUGGAGUAGCUAAGUCCUGAUAAAAGAGACAUAUAUGAAAAAAAUAAGAAAGAAUUCUUUAUAAAGAAUCCAUAUGACACAGAUAAAGAAGAUUUUAAAUAGGAACAAGUUUAUAAUCAAGAAUAAACUUUUAAUAGUGGAUAAGAUAAACAAGUGGCUAAAGAAUAAUUAAUAAUAUCCACAGAAGAGUCAUUGAAAAAGUAUUCAAAAGUAUUAUCUAAUGUAAUUGAAAGCUAUUAUAAGUUUCAAUCUGAGCAGGAUAAUAAUCAAAGAGAUCUAUGCACUUAGUAACUAAAUGAAGCAAUUGAAAAUUUGAAAAAUAGAUAAGAUGAUAUUUUCAAUUGUCUCGAGCUGCUUAAGAGUAAUAUUCACAAUUAAUAAUUUGUUUGA